AUGGGGACCAGUGAACAGCUCCAAGUAGCCAUCGUCGGCGCGGGCAUCGCCGGCCUGACGUCGGCCAUUGCGCUGAAGGCGCAUCCUGGUAUCAACGUACAGAUCUUUGACAAAGCGAGGGAGCUACGAGAAGUUGGCGCGUCGAUUGCGCUGGGUCCGAACGGGUUGCGGACGCUGGAGAAGCUGGGCAUUCACAAUGCGCUGGACGAUGAGAUUGCGUUCCGCAAUAAGUCGGGUUAUCCCAUGAUCUAUCGUCACUACAAGACGGGAGAAAUCGUCUCGGUUGACGAACAUCACGGCGAUGUCGACCCUCGCCACAAGACAGCCCGCUUCCACCGGCCUCACCUACAACAAGCGCUUCUCAAGCACAUCGACCCCUCCCAGAUUCACCUCAACAAAGCCUUCUCAAGUAUCUCAAACGACGAUAUCACGGGAAGACUAAACAUCACAUUCACCGACGGCACUACCACCACGGCAGACAUCCUCCUCGGCGCGGACGGCAUCCACUCCGGCGUGCGGAGCUUCUACGUGCCGUCGUCCCGGUCAAAGUGGACCGGCUGGACAGCCUUUCGCGCCGUGUACCCCAUCUCGCACCUCGCGCACAUCCCCGACGUCCCGGACGAGGCAGAGCACUGGUGGGGUGUCGACCGGACGUGGUUCAUGUCGAAGCUGGGCCGGGACUUGUUCUGCAUUGUCGCGUCACACCAGAGUGACCCGGACGCGAGCGAUGCGCUGUACAAGGACACGGUGUGGAACACGGACAGCGACGUGAAUCUGCUCAAGGAGCAUUACAAGGACUGGCAUCGGCUGGUCAGGGAGAUUAUCGAUGCCACGCCGGCGGAUUCGUUGAAGGUGUACCCGAAUGCCUCGGCGCAUGGGCUGGAGAGCUGGGUUCUUGGGGAGGGGAGGGUGACGUUUGCGGGCGAUGCGGCGCACGCGCAUGGUGGUGCGUUUGCUGCGGGUGGCGGUUUGGCUAUUGAUGAUGCGUGGGCAUUUACAACUGCUAUUCAGCAUGUAUAUCCUCCUGGCGCUGAGGCGCUGCCCUCGUCGGCAGAUAUUGAGAGGGCGUUGAGGUUGUAUGAGAAGACGAGGAAAGCGCAUACGGAUCGCGUGCUCGAUACCGUGCAUUCGACUAACAAGAAGAAGGUGGAGAGGAUCGGGAUUGUUGAGACGGAUGAGGGACUGAGGGCGAGGAUGAAGAAUCGGGUUGAGCCUGUUUGGAUCCAUGAGCAUGAUGUCGAGGCCGUGUUCAGAAAGGUGCUGGAAGACGAGAAGGCGAGUGAGAGGACGACAGAAGCUCCAUCUGCAGUGCAGAUAGAAAGUCGACUGUAG
Messenger RNA from Colletotrichum chrysophilum, 1332 nucleotides. RefSeq lists its product as uncharacterized. Bases 1 to 1332 code for a protein of 443 amino acids. The transcript is spliced from 2 exons. Gene Ontology annotation, molecular function: FAD binding. NCBI's taxonomy places the organism in Eukaryota, Fungi, Ascomycota, Sordariomycetes, Glomerellales, Glomerellaceae. The record is from RefSeq and is a predicted model, not a curated record. Gene Ontology annotation, biological process: secondary metabolite biosynthetic process.